Molecule: messenger RNA, 8353 nt
Organism: Leucoraja erinaceus (little skate)
Lineage: Eukaryota; Metazoa; Chordata; Chondrichthyes; Rajiformes; Rajidae
Gene: sin3b
Product: SIN3 transcription regulator family member B
Exons: 19
Coding region: 535-4131 (1198 amino acids)
Biological process (GO): negative regulation of transcription by RNA polymerase II
Cellular component (GO): chromatin
Molecular function (GO): transcription corepressor activity
Source: RefSeq, a predicted model, not a curated record
CACUCCAUAAUAGUAUGGGCCCGAGCUAUGCCCGCCUCUAUAUGGGCAUUCACAUGGGCCCGAGCUAUGCCUGCCUCUAUAUCCUAGUCUCUGAAGUAGCUUUGAGAACAGAAAGGUCUUAAAAACAGCAAUGUGAAGAUAGUAGGCUUGCAUUUUUAAGAAUUAUAAUUAUUUAAAGAUACUGCUGAUGUUUGGGAAGAAAACUGCGUUCCUUGAAACUUGCCGUGGAAUCUUUUGAAUCCACUCUUUGGAAGACAGUAUCAUGACAAUGGAAAUCUGCUCCGAGUGUCAUUGGGAGCACUAUCCCAGAAGGUGUGUUCAGGUCUCUGGAGUGGGAAUUGAACAUGGCCAUCUGGCUCAGAGGGAAGAGUAUUAUUACCCACAGUGGCAUAGCAAUGUUCUUCCCAGUGGAAUAGGGUGAUUUCUUCCAACAGGCUGUGGUAUAAUGUUCCCAGUUCCUCUCCACUUCAUCCCUGCUCCCCUACUCAGCUGCCGUUCCUCCCAAUCACCCACUCUGAACCAACGGCUCAUUUUAUGUCCUUUUGCUGCCAGAUGCCUGGGGUGACCCAAGGCUUAGACUUGGAACCUCCACCGUCCCAGAUACAUCGGCGCGGAGGGGAGAUCAUGGCCAAGAUUCAGGCCCAUCUUCAGCAGAUGAACCAUCAAAUCCAGGCUCAGACCUUUGCAGUGCAGAAACAGGCACAGCAACAACAGUUCCAGAGGCUCAAGUGUGCUUUUCAGGUUGAAGAUGCCUUGUCAUACCUGGACCAGGUUAAGAUGCAGUUCGGGAACAACCCGGCCGUUUACAAUGAGUUCCUUGACAUCAUGAAGGAAUUUAAAUCUCAAAGCAUCGACACACCUGGUGUAAUUGACAGGGUUUCCCGGCUUUUCCAGGGACAUCCCGACCUUAUUCUGGGAUUCAAUGCCUUCCUGCCACCGGGAUACAGAAUAGAGAUUCAGAAGAACAAGGCAGUGAGUGUCCAUGGACCCACCCCGGCUGAGACUCAGGUGCUGUCGGAGGCAGCGCGUGAGCGUGCAGCUGCCGCGCCCACCAAUGCUGCCGCCGCUCCGGUCUCCCGUGCCGACUCUGCCCCGGCCCAGAGCCCUCUGCUGGGUCACAAGGACGAGCACGUAGACCGCCGCCCGAUCCGCGAGGACUUCACUCCACGUUUACUGGAUCACCACGACGACAUAACAUCCAAUGAUCCGCAUCCCGUGGAGUUCGACAACGCAAUUAGUUACGUGAAUAAAAUCAAAAACCGUUACCUAGAACGCCCUGAGGUUUACAAAUCCUUUCUGGAGAUUCUGCACACCUAUCAGAAGGAGCAGCUGAUUGUGAAGGAUACCAAGGGGAAACCUUACUGUGGCAUGACGGAGGAUGAAGUCUUCGCGAAGGUCGCCAAUCUGUUCCGAGGCCAGGAAGAUCUGCUGACUGAGUUUGGCCAGUUUCUUCCAGAUGCCAAACGAUCUCUGUUCACUGGAAGCGCUGCGUCGGAAAAGGAUGAGAAUAGAAUGGCCGACGACGACGAUGGAUCAAAACACUCGCAAAGCAAGAAGCGUUUGCGGACCUCGCUGCUGCCCCAAGUGCUUCCUCCACUCAAGAAAAAGCUGAAGUUAUCCAGUGUGAAGGAUCGGUCAUUAGCCUCUGCGGGCAAGCACGGCACCUUGCGAGAGUUCAGCUUCUUCGACAGAGUGCGUCGGAUUCUGAAGAGUCAGGAGGUGUACGAGAAUUUCUUGCGCUGCAUUGCCCUGUUCAACCAGGAGGUGGUGUCAGGCUCUGAGCUGUUGCAGCUGGUCACUCCAUUCCUGGGCAGGAAGUUUCCGGAACUCUUUGCACGCUUCAAGUCGUUCUUGGGCCAGAAGGAGCUGUCACUCACACAGCCGCUGCAGAGGGAUCGGCCGGUGGAUGGGAUCGCCCGGGAGAUCGACUAUGCGUCGUGCAAGAGAUUGGGCUCCAGCUACCGAGCUCUGCCUAAAACCUACCAGCAGCCCAAGUGCACGGGGCGUACAGCCGUCUGCAAGGAGGUUCUCAAUGAUACUUGGGUCUCAUUCCCCUCUUGGUCAGAAGAUUCCACCUUCGUGAGCUCCAAGAAGACCCCAUAUGAGGAGCAGCUUCAUCGCUGUGAGGAUGAGAGAUUUGAGCUCGACGUUGUCCUGGAAACAAACCUUGCCACGAUCCGUGUGCUGGAGAGCGUGCAGAAGAAGCUGACCCGAAUGUCGCCCGAGGAUCAGGAGAAAUAUCGCCUUGAUAAUUGUUUGGGAGGAACUUCGGAAGUCAUCCAUCGCAGAGCUAUCUAUCGCAUCUACGGGGACAAAGCUCCGGAAAUAAUCGACGGGCUCAAGAAAAACCCAGGAACGGCUGUGCCUGUGGUGCUGAAGAGGUUGAAAGCCAAAGAAGAGGAAUGGCGGGAGGCACAGCAGGGCUUCAACAAGAUCUGGCGGGAGCAGUACGAGAAAUCGUACUUGAAGUCACUGGAUCACCAGGGAGUCAACUUCAAGCAGAACGACACCAAGGCACUGCGCUCCAAGAGUCUGCUGAAUGAGAUUGAAAGCGUUUACGACGAGCGGCAAGAGCAGAACUCUGAGGAAGGUUGCCCGGGCUUCACGGGGCCCCACCUGAUGUUCGUGUACGAGGAUAAACAAAUCAUGGAGGACGCCGCGUCCCUCAUCAUCUACCACGUGAAGCGGCAGCCCACCAUCCAGAAGGAGGACAAGGAUCACAUCAAGCGUAUCAUCUACCAUUUUGUGCCGGACUUAUUCUUCUCCCAGCGCGGGGAGCUGAGCGAGUCGGAGGACUCGACGGACGAGGAGAUGGAGAGCGACCAGCGACACAGCCAGCGCAACAGCGCGGACACGGGGCAGAAAGGAGCGACUUCCCCGGAGAGCAGUCUGGCCGAGGAGCGGGUGGACCUGCGCGACCAGGUGGCCGAAUACCAAAAGAACUUGGACGACGUCUACAACCUGUUCUUCGUGAACAACAACUGGUACUUUUUCCUGCGGCUCCACCAGAUCCUGUGCUACCGGCUGCUGCGCAUUUACAGGCAAGCGGAGAAGCAGCUGCUGGAGUACCAGGUGGAGAAGGAGAAGGAGAAACAACUGCAGGAGGGAAGGAAGGAGAAAGCAAGUGAUCCUGCCGUCGAGCUCCGGCUCAAGCAUCAAAGUGAGAUUGAGUUGGAAGAGUAUUACCCGGCCUUUCUGGAUAUGGUAAGGAACCUGCUGGAUGGAAACAUUGAGCCGACACAGUACGAGGACACGCUGCGAGAGAUGUUCACCAUCCACGCCUACAUUGGCUUCACUGUCGAUAAACUGAUCCAGAAUAUCGUGCGGCAGCUACAGCACCUGGUGAGUGAUGACGUGUGUGUGCAGGCUGCAGAGGUGUACCUGAGCGAGAGAAAGCGAGGAGCUGCUGGUGGGGGUUUGCCCACCCAGUGUGUCCGAGCCACCUUGGAAGCAACCUACCAGCAAAAGGCAGAGCGAGCGAUGCCAGACGAAAACUGUUUUAAGAUUAUGUUUAUUCAGAGUAAGGGGCGUGUCUCCAUGACCAUCGAGCUACUCGACACGGAGGAAGCACCUUCAGACGAUCCUCUGGAACUGCAGAAUUUAACAAGUUACGUUGAGCAGUAUGCCGGUCCGGAGGCAGCCAUGCAGUUCGAGCAGACAGAUGGGUUCUUUUAUAAGCCAGUGUUUUUACCCAGAAACCUCCGAAAAUUUCGUAAGUGGCAGCAGAAGCAGUUUCUAUCCAUGAGAAAUGAAAGCAGGAACAGCAGGCAGCGCAGUCUGGGGGUUGAGAACUCCAACAGCAUCGACUGCAAGUUUAAGCUCAACACUCACAAGCUGGUGUAUGUCAUGAACUCUGAAGACUUCAUGUACCGUUGUGGAGCUCUGCACCGGGCUCGCGAGUCUCAGUGCCAGGUGGUGCGGUACCAGCACCAGCAGUUCCAGUCGUGGCACAACCGCUGGCUGCAGAGCCACGUGACGGACGAGGCGGCUGAGCUGGUGCAGGACUGGCUGAUGGGCGAGGACGACGAGGACCUGAUCCUGUGCAAGACCGUGUGCGAGACCGACACCGUCCACGACAUUCCCGUCAACAGAUACCGCGUGCAGUACAGCCCGUGCCCCCCCUCGCCGUGACACCCCCCCUCCUGCACUGAACCCGUGCUUGCACACUCAAAGGCUGUGGUUGCAAGUGCAUCGUGCCACGGUGGUGGGGGCACGCCGUGCUCUCAGAUGCCGAGCUGACUGUACGGGCUGUCUGACCGACCCCCCCCCCCCUUGUAAGGGAACGAUCAUCACAGCACCAGUCUACACAACACAGCUAGUGUUAUCGAUGAGGAAAUGCACUUGACAUGAAUCUGCUUGUAAGAUCCUUGAACUCAUUCUCCCUUCCCCAGCCCCUCCCCCUCCCCGCCCCUAUUUUGUGGUAUUUUCCCCCCUCCUGUCCCUGAUUAUACAUUGUGAUGUUGCAUGACAUAUUUUUGGUUGCGCCCCAAUGCUUGCUGAUGUGUACUACUUCCCCAUGUCCCUGUAACGCAACCUAACCGCCAGAUAGCAGGACUAGGAAAAGGAAGACUGUGGUGGUCUCCAGCUACAGCCCCUCUCUCCCACCCCAAGCCCACUCGACCUUAUCUUGACAAAGAAGCAGAGGCUGUCAUGGAUUCUCCAACGGCGUUAAUCUCCGAGGCGAUCUCUCACGCAAAACAUGUCCCAAGACUGCAAGGCUCGUGAAUCUUCAUCCGCGCACCCGACCUCGCCUCGGUCAGACAGACAUCCGACCGAAGGGUCCUGACCUGAGAGGGGCACCCGUCCUCUUCUGCUCCGGAGAUGCUGCGUUACUCCAGCACUUUGCGUCGAAUCUUUGGCGUAAACCGGCAUCUGGGGUUCCUUCCUGCACGAGCUGCUGCUAAGGUCUGUGCCAGUGAGAGAUCAGCCAACCCCUGGAGCACGCUUACGCCUCACCGACGUCAGGGGUCCGCAUCCCAGCGAGCUGGAGGAUCGGCAAGUUGCUGAGGCUCUUUGCAUUCAGAACUCCCUGCCAGUGACCAGUAUUAAAGGUUGGUAUAAGUUGUGCCGGGGCCAGUGGCUAGGUUUGCCGCAGUGUCUAAAGGGUGUUCUCUGCUGCCCUGUCCAGCUCGAAACAGAGGCACUUCUGGUGUAAGGAAGCCACGUCCGUGAGAAUUCAAGGCUGUGCUCGUCCAAACACUGUUAAACCUCGGCCAAAUGGGAGCAACAUAUGACGUCCUCAUUGAAUAUAAUGCCACCUGGGCCUUUGAGCUGAACUGCCAUUAGUUCACAUUAUCCCCGGCUGGCAAAUGGACAAGUGCACCUGUCCACAAGUGUACAUGACCCCUCUGAGCUGCUUAAGGAUUGCUGAUGUUAGUCUGAAGCCUCUAGCGGGCCGAAUCCUUUAACUUCCUUUGAAGCUGCUGCCUAUGAAGUCGUAUUGAAGAUUGCUUUCGAAGCAAGUGGGGUUGGAGUGAGGAAUCAUGGAGUGGAGAUACAAAAACCAAAACACACGUGUGUUAAUAUAUUAACUGCCUGAAAUUCAGGGGAAUUUUUUUGACUAUUAUGUAAACUUUUCAAAUUUAAGGCUUGCUUCUUUACGGAAAUAUCUCUGUUUAAAUUAGUGUCUUGCUGAGAGAUUCAAGCUGUUGAGGAUGGUGUUUUCUUUUUAAAUGUUUUGUGUGUAAGAGCAUCUUUAGAGGGAGGCUUAAAAACUGUUCUGAGAGUAUUCUGAAUUCAAGCAGUGGCCCUGUUUAGUUGCAGCAUGUGCAGGCGUGGCAGGUUGAGUGAUAGAGUGAGGCCAAAUGAGGCUGACCCUUGCCAAAUUCCCCCGGGCGCCUGCUUGGCUUCUGCACUGACGUAGUUGGGCGGGAGUUCAGAAACGGCAGAGGUGUGCGCUUCUGUCUCCAGGGAUGGAAGGAUCAACCUCUGCAACUGGAGGAAAGUACAAAAGGAGAGGAAAAGAGGGCACACUGCCGUCAAACCUUUAGGUUUCUGUGGGUGGGGUUGUCUCCGGCCACUCCUCACUUAUCCUCGUUCACCCGCAGCUGAUGAUGAAAUAGCUGGCACAUGCCCAUCCUUCCCUCUGUAACCUGCCACCUUGGCACGGAAGAUCAUUGGAGCUUGCCUGCAGACCGCCCUUGGGGUGGGGAAGGGGGGGGCAGUAUGGUAGGGAUAGGGCGAGGGGUGAUAGGGAGGGAGUUUCCUUCUGCCAGUAAGCAAAAUACCACGAAUGCAGCACAUUGGAAGUAAGGCGGAAAAUGCUGAUAAUUAUCGGCAGAUCAGUCAGCAUCUGUGGUGAAAGGAGUAGAGGUGACGCUCACGGCACUUCAUCAGAGCUUGCUUUUAAUUUUAUUUCACCACCGCCACCGGGGGUGAUAGGGAGGGCCUAUCGGGAUGUAGCACCCACACUAGUGGACUAAACUGCCACAUGGGAGCAAUGCACUUUUAUUUUUUCUCUUUGCUUUGCCAGGCUGGAACAGAAUUUGCAUGGGACUGUUCUGGGCUGUAAAAGUUACCGGCAGUCAGCAGUAGAAUGGGUUUUUUUUAAUUUUAUUUUAAACACCAAUACCGAUGGCUGUACCGGCUCUGUGCAGUGCUGGACCUUUGCACCUGGUAACACUCUGGCACUUUGUCCCGCUUGCAGAGCGGGCGUCGCGGCACUGGGGGAUCCCGGUUAGGGGUUAGGGUGGGAGAGAGGGGGCACCCAAAUAAUCUGGUUGGACGGCAAACUGGACAGGAGCACAGCUCCUCUCGUCAGCUGCAUUGACACCUUAAUAAUGGGUGUGUAGCGUUUGUUAUACUCAACCACUUGUAUUUAUCAAAUGUUUUAAAAAGGAAAAAAAGAAGUCAAAAUACUCCUUUACAUGAAACCAUGUGCAUAAUUUGGUGUGUGUGUGUGUGUGUGUGGUGGGGGGGGGAGGUGUGUGGAGCAAAACAAAGUAAACUAUAGUCCUUUUCCCAUCCCACCCCCACCCUCUCUGUCACUGUGCGUAAAGGAUGCUAAAUUAUUCAGUGGGGAGGGUUUGGAAAUGGCGUGAAGGGGGGGUCCUUGAUAUCAUUAUUUGCGUCUCAGUCACCACGUACCCCCCCCCCCCCCCCCUGCCAACUGCAUGAAGCAUCAGCUGGGGAGUGCAAGAGCAAGGGGGUGGUGUGAAGAGGGAGGCCCUUUAAAGGGGAUAGUUGACUGGAGUUGUACGGGAGGUCAUCCCAUCCUGAUUGUGGGGGGGGGGGGGGGGGGGGGGGAGGGCGCUGAUUGUCAGUGUUGCCUUUGGCGACAGCCUUCCAGUGGACCCCCCCCCCCCCCCCGACGUUGACUGGUCACGGUGAUAAUUUUCAUUUUUGUUCUUGCCGUGUGUGAAACAAUAUGAUGUGAUUUUACAUUGUGUGAUUAUUGAAAUCUCUCGAAUUCUGUGUUUAAGGAGAUGUCAAUGCUGUGCUGUCUGCUUUUGUAAUGCAAUGCCUGUUUGUGAAGUUAAACAUUUACCAAUCUCUCUGUCUUUCUCUCUUUUUCUCUCUCUCCUGGCUCUCUACUCUCCUUUUUUUCUCUUUUCUUUUCCUCUCCCUCCUCUCAUUUAUCUCUCCUUUCCUUUUCCCCAUCUCCUCUCUUCCCCCUCUCCUCUGUCUCCACUCUCCUCUGCUUCCCCUCUCUUCUGUCUCUCCUCCGUCUCCCCCUCUCUCCUCUGUCCCCCUCUCUCUUUCUCCUCCCUUCCCCCCUCUCCUUCCUCCCUCCCCCCUCCUCUCUUUCCUCUCUCUCCCCCUCUGUCUCUCACUCUCCUCUGUCCCCUCUCUCUCUCUCUCAGAUUUUGCUCAUUCUCUGCAGUCUCUCAGGUGACACAAUUAUUCAGUGACAGGGGCCUGAGCCUCCAGUUUCCCUCUUGUGCGGAGUGAAAAGGGCUUCUCUUCCCUAUGGAUGAGGGUCCUGAUACUCCCCAAACCCACCCUCCCCCAGCCCCCUAGCGGGCAAAGAUCUGAGACACCUCGCCCCUCAUGUGUCCUGUUUAUCUCCCUCCCUCCCUUGUGGCAUAUGGGGUGGGUUUGAUGUGAGGGGCUUGUGUCCUGAUUCCGUUUCAGAGGCGAGGAGCGUGGGCUAGAGGCUGCCUGAGGCUUCUGAUAACCUCUCGAACGGCAAGGCCCUGAAUCCGGGCACCUUUUUAACUAAUAUCCAGCAUUAAAAUUCCUUCUCACUUUCUGUUCUUAAUAUUUUACUCGGUCAUUUAAAACAAAAAAUCCUUGCACAGUCCAGGGCUGGAGGGAGGGUUGACACCACCAGUUCCCUGCAGCCCACAUCCCUCUCUGCAAACAGCAUUGUACCUUCAUAAAAACUGUAAUAAAAAUGAAAAAUGCAAUGUCA